Messenger RNA from Chara braunii, 2919 nucleotides. NCBI's taxonomy places the organism in Eukaryota, Viridiplantae, Streptophyta, Charophyceae, Charales, Characeae. The record is from the annotation of a GenBank genome assembly.
AGGGUUCAGCCUUCUAAUGACAUUUGUUGUCCUCUUCUCCCUCUCUGCCUACGGUUUACCAGGCAGCCCUGUUUAACGAUAUAUAUAUAUAUAUCUAUAUAUAUACAGGGGAUAUCGUCCUGCUAGUGUAGUGUGUAGUGGGAUCUGUCCCUUAGUAUUUUCUGUUGACGUCAAUGGCAAUGACAAUGCAAGGGAGGGAGGAUGAAGGCGGGAGGGAGGGAAGAUCGUCGACGAUGGUGGGGGCGAUGAUAAAUGCAGAAGGAAGAGAAGGGGCGAUGGGAUCGAGAGAGAUGGAAUCGAGAGAGAGAGAGCCAGAUGAGAAGGAAGGGGUGUUUAUUACCCAGGACGAGGUCGGCGUGAAAUCCUCCGCCUCCGCCUCCGCCUCCGCCUCCGCCUCCGCCUCCGCCUCCGCCGUUAGAUCGGGCUCUGCGGACGAUAUCGAUGCUGCGAUUGAUGGUAGCAGCAAAAAACUAGGGCUAGGGUCUGUGUGUUGCGAGUUGUGCAAGGUGAAUGCGGCUAAGUACCGGUGUCCGGGCUGUGGGACGAGGACAUGCUGCGUCGCCUGUGUGAAGGAGCACAAGACGAAGAGCGGGUGCAGCGGUCAGCGGUGCAAAACUGCUUACGUUGCGUUAUCUGAUUUCACAGAUACUCAUCUUAUUUCCGAUUACAAUUUUUUGGAAGAGACGUUGAGACAGGCUGACGUGGCCAAGCGAUUGAUAGCCCCGCUAGGAGGAGGGGACAAGUACAAGCUUUCCCGUCGGAUGACACUGCUCCGCAAGCAAGCGAGAAGAAGAUCUGUUGAUUUGUUGUUCGUCGCUCAUGGCAUGAGCAAACGCAAAUCCAACACCAGCUUCUACGAUGAGCCACGCCGAUGCGUGAUGUGGAGGGUGGAGUGGACGUUUGCUGGCGCCGGAGUGACUCUGAUCACGCCGGAGAUGAACGAACACGAUUCGCCGAAGAUGGCCUUGGAAAAACUGCUAGAGAAUCGAACGGAAAACGCCGGGACGAGAUUCAAACUGAGGAAGCAUUGUGCUCUUCCUCUUGCGGAGUUAAGGAUUCUGUUAAGGAAAGAGCCAUGCGCGGCGAACGCUCGCAAGUGUUAUCGACUGAGUAUGGAUGAACCCUUGGUCAAUCAACUGCAGCGCAAAUGCAUCAUCGAGUUCCCACAAAUCACCGUCGCUCUGCCAUCAGAGGAGUGCAAUUUUGUCGUGGUGGAAGACGAUCCUCGCCCUCCAGUGCAGCCAUGGCCGACGUGGCAGCCAUCGCCGCCUGCUUCGUCGUUGUCUCAUGACGAUCCGACGUGGCAGCGAUCGACGUCUGCCGUCGGCAAUCCCGAGGACAAGAGAAGCAUCGGAAGAAGCAAGGCAAUCAACAGAAACAGCGCCCUCCGCCGUCCUCCUCAGUGGGAGAGAAAAGGUGGAGCAGGAGGAGGAGGAGGAAGAGGAGGAGGAGGAGAAAAGGGUGGGGCAGAUAUGGCUAUGGUGAACAAGGAUGCUGUGGAGGAAGGGGCGGUAGUCAACGAGGAACUUGUUCAGGAGGGAAAAUACUUCAGGGAGGAGGAAUGGGAAGACGGCGAUUCUGAGCGCGAGGUCGAGACUGGCAGUGGUUGUACGUUGGCUAUGGAGGUCGUUGGCGGGGGGCCAAAUCGGCAAGAGGGGAAACCGCUCGGAUUGGAACGGCAGUUGAUUGGAGCGGCUAGGGAGCGGCUAGGGGAAGAUGGAGCUGCAGUAGUUAUGAUGAUGGAGGAGAAAGGAGGGCAAGGAUUGGGAGUGAAGGAGAUGGGGAGGAGAGAAGAGAAGGGAAAUGAAGAUCGAGAUGAUGGAAACGAGCUCUGUGCUGUUAACGGAGAGAAGAAGAGAGAAGAGGAGGAUAGAGAGGAGAGGGGAGAAGAGAGGGGUUUGGAGAGGAGACAGGAGAGGGGAGUGGGGAGCAGGGAGGAGAGAGGAGAUGAUAUGAGUGAGGAAAGAGAUUGCAAUGAAGAUGGUGGUAUCGAUGGCAUAGGAGUCGGCGAAGCGGGCAGGAGAGAGGCAGCAGGCGUGGAGGCAAGAAUCGGUCUGGAUCUCGUGGGGACCUGCCUAACGGAUCCGAUAAGGAAAGAUAACGGAAGUGUCGUGGAGAGAGAGGAGGGAGAGAAUAGAAGGAAAGGAGAGAGGGAAAGGAGGGAGGAAAAGGGCAAGGAAAACAUGAGAGAGGAAGAAGAAGGAGAGAGGACGGAGAUGGGAUUGGAUUUAGGACUCUGUCCCAACAGAACUCAGAAUACUAGUGGUUUGAUGGAUGACGUGGCGGCAGGAAGAUUGAUCGGGGACAGUAAUAGGGCGGCGUGUGGACUGAUGACACGUGUCGAUUGUGCAAUCAGCGAAGCUGAUGGCUCGUUGAUGUCAUCUCUUAUGAGACUGGAAGAGAAGAGGGAAGGAGAGAUUGUGCCAGUGGAGAGUAGGGAGAAGGAGGAGGAGAAGGAGGAGGAGAAGGAGGAGGAGGAAGAGCACAAUAGGCAGGAGGAGAGUAGGGAGAGAGAGAAGGAAAGUGAGGACAGGGAAGAGGAGAAAAGCGAGGAGAAAGAGCGGGCCGCUCAACAACCUCAAGGAAACGGUAUUUGUGAAGACACCGUGGAGAAGAAGAGAACACGUCAGCAGUUGGAAGCGUUCGAGUAUCAGAAAGAAGGCCACGUGUCGACCGCUGGCGUUUCUGCAGCUGCAGAGAAUUGUGUCGUUGAUGUCUCACAGAGAACCGUUGGAGGUUGUGCGGAAGGGAUGAUAAAGAAGUCAAGAAGCGACGAAGGAGGAACUGCCGGGGAGCAGAUACAAUAGUCUAAGACCGGUGGGUUAGUGUGGGGGGGAGGGGUUGGGGCUUUGUCUGAGGAGAGAAGGGGGGGGKGKGGGGGGGGGUGAAUGGAGGGAGAAAGUCAUCGGCGAGAAGCGA